AUGUUGUAUUUUACGCAGGUGUUGGACUUGAGCACGUGGGAGUGGGUAGAAAUCGAACCGACGGGAGAACUGCCAGAACCCCGAUCAGGGCAUCAGACCGUGGUUGUGAAGGACGCCUUAUACGUGUGCGGCGGAUGGAACUCGGUACAGCAAUUUGACGAUCUCUUCAUCCUCGACACCAAGACUUGGGCGUGGAGUAAGGCUGACUGCGGGAGUGGGAGUGCAUGGGGGCCUCCCAGGUGGAACCACUCGGCCGUGGGAGUGUUUGCUGUCCCGCACUGGAAAGUGUUCGUGUUCGGAGGCAACAGCGGGAACCUCGCGGAGGGAGGAAACCCGCAGGGGGAUUUUCGGAACGACCUGUGUGUGCUCAACACGGGAAGCAACACGUGGACCGCGACGUCUGUCGUAGGAGAGCUACCCGAGCCGAGGUCCGAUACUCAGAUCACUGGUAUGGGGUUCUCUUCAACCUCUGGGUCCGUGAACGUAAGGUUCGCCUGUCCCAAGGGCUUUGUCGAGACGGAAGGGCGAGUCGUGAACGAUACCGAGGUGUCCUUCCAUACACCCAGUUUCGAGAAGUUCGGCCCCAUGCAGGUGGAAUGCCGGCUCUCAAUCGGUCCGAAAGGUCUCACCAAUACCAAGGUCAACUUCCAGUACUUCAGCGUGGGAGACGCCACUAAGACAGUGGCGUUCGGGCCGGGGCUUCUGCACGGCACGGCACCAGCUGUACCCGUGGUGUUUAUGAUACAGGCUCGGGACAAGAUUGGGAAUGAUCGCGUUUGCGGUAUGGACGAGUUCCGUGUGGAAGUGGUGAAUGUCGCUGAAGAGGCGGAACGGCUAAAAGAGGCGGCCAAGGCGGCAGCUAAGUCCAAGGAUAAGGAAGGGGAGGAAGAAGAAGAGGAGGUUGUUCCUGGCAUUGCCUCUAGCAUACAGGACAACAUGGACGGGACCUACCUGGUGUCGUACACCCCCCCUAGCGCCGGUGAAUACCGGGUGUCCGUGGAAUUCCUCGGGACGUUCCAGGGGAUUGCCGGGCCCAUCUGCGGGUCACCGUUCACUUCCGUGUGCGAGGAUGGCUCAGACCCGGAAAAUAACUCGCUGAACGGACCAUUGCUGAUGUCCACCAUCAAGGACUCGACGAAAGAGCUCAAGGACUACUCCACGAAGACCCUCAAGGGCCUCAAGAAGAACAUUCCCAAGGACGACCGGCACGAGCUUAUCAAGUGCAAGGAGUACCUCAAGGAAACGGAGGCUCGUCGCCAGGAGCUGGAUCUGCGGAUAAAUGCCAACCGUGCGGCGCUCUUCGUCUUGAGGAAGAAGGGCGAAAAGAACGUCGACCGGCUCUUGGACACGCUGGAUAAUGCUGCCACUGUGUGGACAGAUGUCAAGGCUCAGGCCCCAACCACGCAGCAAAACUUAGUCCCGCUGACGAAGCUGUGGUCGGAGAAGACGGAAGAAGAGAUUGAAGCGUACCAGGGCGUUGUUAAGGAACAGUUGAAAGAAUUCAAGGUGCGACCCUUCUGGGAGUUCGAGUGCGGGGCAGAGGAGGGCAGGAAGGCGUUGGGCGAGGCCGAGGACGCCCUGGCGAAGGAAAGGAAAAAACUGGACGCAGCAACUCAUUUAUGCGCGCUAUUCGAGUUCCCGGACGCCAUCAAGGAGAGCCAGCGGAUGAUUGCGGACAUGGAGUCCAACUGCAAGCUCAUGUACAAGGUAUGGGACGUGUGCGAAGAGCUGCAGACCUUCAUCCAGGACAGCAAGGAGGUGCUUUGGUCAGAGGUGACACCUGAAGCGCUCGAGGACGACGCAAAAACGCAGAUGAAAAAUGUGAAGGCGGCGGGGCACAAGGAUAUCCGGUGGUGCGGCGCUUACAAGGCUGAGGACAAGCUUUGCAAGGACUUCCUCAAUACCAUCCCGCUCAUUUCGUUGCUCGGGAACAAAGCCAUGAGACCUCGGCACUGGAUGAUGUUGAUGAAAGCAACAGGCAAGGAUUUCGUCCCUCCGUACCAAGAUCCUCAGCUCAAGCUAGGGGGCCUUCUCGCCCUCAAUCUGCACGAGUUCAGCUCUGAUGUGGAGGAGAUUGCGGACCAGGCCAUCAAAGAGGAAAAGAUGGAGGUCACCUUAGCGCAGCUGGCAGAGCGGUGGAACAACAUCGUCUGGGGCAUGGACCCUUACAAGGGUGGAGAUGUUCCUCUACUGAAGAUGGCGGAAGAGGACUUCGAGGCACUCGAGGCGGACCAGCUGGUGGUGCAGGGCAUGAUGGCUUCGAGAUACCUCGCGCAGUUCGAGGAGGUGGUGAGCGGCUGGCAGACCCAGCUCAGCAUGGUCAGUGAUGUGUUCACCAUUCUUCAGGAAAUUCAGCGAACGUGGUCUUACCUGGAGCCCUUGUUCAUUGGCUCCGAAGAAGUGAAGAAAGAGCUUCCGGAAGACGCCAAGCGUUUCGAAGGCAUCGAUACCGAUGUCAAGGCUCUCUUGAAAAGUAUGUGGGAGAAAAAGAGCGUGCGAGAUGGUUGCAACACAGACGGCUACCUGGAAAAGCUGGAGUCAAUCCAAGAGCAACUGGAGCUCUGCAAGAAGAGUCUGGCGGACUUCUUGGACGGGCGGAGGCGGCAGUUCCCCCGCUACUACUUCGUGUCAGAGGCAGAUCUGCUUGACAUCCUAUCCAACGGGUCGGACCCCAACAAGAUUCUCGUCCACACUCCCAAGGUCUACCUUUGCUGCAAGACCUUGGUCUUAGGAGACGAGCUCAUGCCAUCUGGCAGGCCAAAGGCUGUACGGCUGGUGUCGGGAGUCGGCAGCGAGGAGGUCGAGUUCGAGCCUGCCAUCCCCCUUGAGGGCAAGGUCGAAAUAUACAUGCAGGAUGUCCUCGACGUUACCAAAGCAUCGCUGUACAACAACCUCAAACGCUCCCUCUCUCGCUACAGUGAGAUGAGCCGACCAGAAUGGCUCAUGCACAAGAAUCCUACAUCAGGGCGGCCGAGCGAUCCGGCACAAAUCAUUUUGCUCACACUGGCCAUCAACUACGUCUCCGAGGUAGAAGCGGCGUUCAUCGAAGGCCAGAAGGGCAAGCAAAACGCUCUGACGCACUACAACAAACAACAGAUCGAUCAGCUCAAUGACCUCAUCAGGCUCACGCAGUCAGACCUGACCAAGGGCGACCGCACGCGAGUCAUGGUUUGCAUCACGAUGGACGCCCACGGUCGUGACGUUGUUCAGAAAAUGGCGAGGGAGGGCGUAACCAUGGCGACCGAGUUCCAAUGGCAGUCCCAGCUAAAGCACAAGUGGCGCGUGCCUCCACCGUCUGCUAGUUUCCAAAACCGAGACCCACAGCUACGGGGCCCCGGCGGCGAGCGCGCAGAAAUCGCCAUCGCGGAUGCCACCCUGCCCUACGACUACGAAUACCUCGGGAACGGGCCGCGGCUGGUUAUCACGCCACUCACUGACCGGAUCUACGUGACGGCCACACAGGCUCUGAACCUGAAGAUGGGGUGUGCUCCGGCUGGCCCUGCCGGAACCGGAAAGACAGAGAGCACCAAGGACCUGGCGAAUGCGCUCGCCAAGUGUUGUUACGUGUUCAAUUGCUCUCCAGAAAUGGACUACCAGGGCCUCGGGAAUAUUUUCAAAGGGUUGGCGUCGUCUGGCGCUUGGGGUUGCUUCGACGAGUUCAACAGGCUCAUUCCCGAAGUUUUGAGCGUGUGCUCUGUUCAGUUCAAGGCCGUAUGCGACGGAGUGAAGGCCGAGGCCGCUCGAAUCGUAAUUGAGGGCGACGAAGUUAGCCUCGACCCAACAUGCGGAGCUUAUAUUACGAUGAACCCGGGUUAUCUGGGUCGGUCUGAACUUCCUGAAGGUCUCAAGGCCCUCUUCCGGCCGAUGACAGUCAUGGUGCCCGACCUUGUUCUCAUCUGUGAGAACAUGCUCAUGGCUGAAGGGUUCAUCGAGGCCAAGGUUCUCGCAUCCAAGUUCUACGGACUCUACUCUCUCCUUCGUGAGCUGCUCUCAAAGCAGAUGCACUACGAUUGGGGGCUUCGCGCCGUCAAGUCCGUGCUCGUGGUUGCGGGAGCCUUUAAGCGAGCAGAGCCGGAGCUGGCCGAAGACGCCUUGCUCAUGCGCGCUUUGAGAGACUUCAACAUCCCCAAGAUCGUUCGAGAGGACGAGGUCGUCUUCUUCGGUCUUCUCGGCGACUUGUUCCCUGGGCAAAACCCUCCCCGGAAAGUUGACGAAGAGCUCGAGCACUUCGUGGUGAAGGCUUGCGAAGUGACUGGAAAUCACCCGGAUGAUCUCUUCUGCCUAAAGGUCGUCCAACUUGAGGAACUCCUUCAGAUUCGGCACUGCGUAUUCGUCAUGGGCCCGCCCGGUGCAGGAAAGAGUCAAUCGUGGAAGACAUUAGCGGCUGCACGGAAGCUCCGGACGCCCGACAAUUUGACCAAGAUCAUGGACGUUAAUCCUAAGUCGAUCAAGACGGAGGAGCUCUACGGCUUCAUCUCGAUGGCCACUCGAGAAUGGAAAGACGGGCUCCUUUCGAAGGUAAUGCGCGAUUUGGGAAACAUCCCAGACGAGAAACCCAAGUGGAUCCUCCUCGACGGUGAUCUCGAUGCAAACUGGAUCGAAAGCAUGAACUCAGUCAUGGACGACAACAGGAUGCUCACCCUGGCGUCUAACGAACGCAUCCCCUUGAAGUCACACAUGCGAAUGAUCUUCGAGAUUCGGGACCUCAAGUACGCCACGCCUGCGACCGUGAGUCGGGCCGGUAUAUUGUACAUCUCCACCGACGACGGCACGCAGUGGGUCAGCCUUAUCCAGUCUUGGCUCAAGAACAGAGAGGAACCGCAGAACAUCAAGGAUGCCUUCCAGGGUUUCUUCGACGAGUAUGUCGGAGCUUGCUUGCUGUGGAUGAAGAUCAACGUCAUGCCGAUUGUUCCGGUGGAGGACAUGGCCCUCGUACAGGUCUUGCUCUACAUGAUGGACGGCCUGCUCACACCGGCGAACACGAGUACGGUGGAGGAGCUCGAGAAGGUCUUCGUGUUCUGCAUGAUCUGGGCGAUGGGCUCCGCCCUCACCGUCUCAGACGACGGAACAGACUACCAGAAGUUGUUCAGCGACUGGUGGCGAGGCGAAUGGAAGAAGGUGAAAUUCCCCAGCCGUGAAACGGUGUUCGACUACUGGCUUGAUCCGGAGACUGGGUCGUUCGAGCAAUGGACCAAGAGCCCAUACUUCUUCUCCAUCGACUACGAUUCGAGAGUGACGCCAAUGACUCAGAUAACUGUGCCUACGCCCGAGACCUGCUCCGUCACUUUCUGGAUGCAACUUCUGGUAAAGAUGCGGAAGCCUGUCAUGAUGGCCGGGCCAUCUGGCACGGGCAAGACCCAGAUGGUAAUGGGCAUGCUAAAAAUGCAGAACCCGGACGAGUUGACGUUCCAGUCCAUCAACUUCAACUUCUACACGACUUCUGCCGUUCUCCAAAACACGAUGGGACUGCCUCUUGAGAAGAAGACCGGGACCAACUUCGGUCCGCCGGGAAACAGCAAGCUCGUGUACUUCUUGGACGACCUCAACCUCUCGGAGGUGGAUCCGUACAACACCCAAUCAGCCAUUGCCCUCUUGCGACAACACAUGGAGUACGAGCAUCAGUACGAUCUGGCCAAGCUCAGCCUGAAAAAUAUUGCCAACACUCAGGUGGUUGCAUGCAUGAACCCGACCGCAGGAAGCUUCCUGGUCAACCCUCGCCUACAGCGCUGGUUCGCGACGUUCGCUAUCGGCUUGCCUGGCCCUACAUCGCUUCUCACAAUUUACCAGACCAUUCUGGACGGGCAUUUGCAGCACUUCGACCCCGAGAUUGCAGGACAAUCGAGCAACAUGAUCAAAGCUGCGCUCGGACUCCACAAUCAGGUUGCUGCAAACUUCCGGAAGACAGCGACGAACUUCCACUACGAGUUCAACAUCAGGCACCUGAGUAACGUGUUCCAGGGACUGCUCGUGGCACAACCAGACCAGUUUAAAACGGCGGAGAAGUUCGUGCUCCUGUGGAUGCAUGAGAGCGAGCGGGUCUACGGGGACAGGCUGGUUUCAACGGAGGACCUGAGCAAGUACAACGCGUUAGCGCAGCAACAAUCCAAGAAGCUUUUCCCAUCGUUCAACAUGUCCAAGUUCUAUGCGGCGGAGAACGCCGACCCUCUGGUGUUCUGCCACUUCGCAGAGAACAUUCAAGACCAAAUAUACGACCAGGUUACUUCGCUGAAUUCCAUGUCGGGUAUCCUCGAGGAUGCUCUCAGGGAGUACAACGAGACCUACGCCACCAUGGACCUCGUGCUUUUCGAAGACGCCAUGAAGCACGUUGCACGCAUCGUUCGCAUCGUGCUCAACGACGGAGGCCAUGCGCUGCUGGUGGGUGUCGGCGGGUCGGGCAAGCAGUCGUUGAGCCGUCUCGCGGCCUUUAUCUGUGGAUACUCCGUCAGCCAGAUCGUCAUUAGCUCGACGUACUCGAUCAAUGAUCUUAAGGAGGAUCUCAAGACGAUGUACAACAAGGCUGGAAACAAGGAUGAAGGCCUCAUGUUCCUGCUCACUGACAGCCAGAUCACCAAUGAGCGGUUCCUGAUCUACAUCAACGAUCUGUUGGCCUCCGGCAACAUCCCUGAUCUGUUCGCAGUGGACGAAGUCGACUCUAUUGUAAAUAACAUGACGAGCAAGGUCAAGGCGGAGGGUCUCGUCCCGGACCGGAAGAACUGCUGGGAGUUCUUUAUCAAGCUCAUCCGGAAGAACCUGCACGUUGUGCUGGCCUUUUCUCCGGUCGGCGACGAUUUCCGUAACCGUGCCAAGAAGUUCCCUGCCCUCGUUAACUGCACCGUUAUUGACUGGUUCCAACCCUGGCCAAGGGAUGCCCUGUUCAGCGUUGGGCGAAAAUUCCUCUCGGAGAUGGAUCUAGGCUCUGACGGGAUCCGAGCAGCGAUCGAACGAUUCCUACCGUUGUCUUUCAAAGUUGUCAACACCGCGGCGGAGGCCUUCAAGGCCGCAGAGCGCAGGCACGUGUACACCACCCCCAAGUCUUUCCUCGAGCUCCUUAAGCUGUACAACGUUCUCCUGUCCUCGAAACGGGAGAGUCAAGACAACGCCAUCGAGCGACUGACGACCGGGCUGCACAAGCUCCGCGAAACAAAGGAUGCUGUGACAUCUCUCGAAGAAGACCUGAAGAUCAAACUUGAAGAUGCUGAGCAGAAGAAAACUGUGGCCGAAGGAAUUGCGGAAACAGUGAGCAGGGAAAAGGCUAUCGUCGAGGUGGAAACAGCAAAGGCGCAGGUCCAGGCUGAACAAGUCGCCAAGACGCAAGCAGAAGUGAGCAUCAAGCAACGAGACACCGAAGCCGACCUCGCGAAAGCUGAGCCUGCCGUCGAGGCUGCUAUGGCUGCCUUGGACACCCUUAACAAGAAGGAUCUCGGAGAGUGUAAGACCAUGGGAACGCCACCAAAGGGGGUUGACGACGUCUUCGCGGCCACCAUGGUUCUGUUGGCCGGCACAAGCCCGUCUGUCAUCACCACCAAGGCUGGAAAAGUCAAAGACCGGUCUUGGGACGCAGCGAAGAAGCAACUGCUCGGCGACAUCGGAGGAUACAUCGAACUGUUGAAGGGUCUGAAGGCGGGGGUUGACGACAACACUAUCCCGGCAAUCUGCUGGAAAGAAAUCAGGCCAUUCUUGGCUCUGGAGCACUUCACCGUGGAUAUCAUUCAAUCCAAGAACUCGGCGGCUGCGGGUGUCUGCUCCUUCGUUCUCAACAUCGUCAUGUACUACGACAUCGUCGUCACCGUGGAACCCAAACGCUUGGCGCUGGCCGAGGCCAACGAACAGCUCAACGAAGCCAACUCCACAUUAAAGCAAGUGCAAGAACAAGUGGCGGAGUUGGAGGCAAAGCUCGCGAAGCUCACAGCCGAGUUCAAUGCUGCUAACAAAGACAAGCAAGAAGCGUUGGAGUCCGUGUCAAAGGGGCAGCGCAAGCUUGACCUUGCGCAGCGAUUGACCGGGGCCUUGAGCUCGGAGAACGACCGUUGGGCAGAAAACGUCAUCCAGCUCCGGGCUGACAUGGAGCUUCUCACAGGCGAUGUACUCCUAGCCGCCGCGUUUAUCAGCUAUGUCGGGCCGUUCACCAAGACGUUCCGCGACCAGCUCAUGGGACAGGAGUUUUUGCCUUUCCUGCAAAAGGAGUUCCAGGCGGCUGUAGGAGAGGAAGGGUCGCUUCCGAUGUCGGCCGAUCCAGACCCCAUCAAGACACUCACUACGGACGCCGAGGUUGCCGGCUGGAAUAGCGAUGGCCUCCCGAACGAUCAGGUUUCUACGGAGAAUGGAGCUAUCGUUACCAACUCGGCCAGGUGGCCUCUCAUCAUUGACCCACAACUUCAGGGCAUCAAAUGGAUCCGCACCAAGGAGGCUUCGCCAGAACGAAACUUGGAGGUUGUUCGCCUCGGUCAGCCGGAUAUGCUACGCAAGCUCGAAAAGGCCCUCGAGAACGGACACUCCAUCCUGAUUGAGAACUUAGGCGAGACACUAGAGGCCGUUCUCACGCCGGUGAUCCAGCGUGCAGUCAUCUAUCGCGGCCGAAAGAUGUACAUCAAGCUGGGAGACUCGGAAGUCGAAUUCCAUCCCGACUUCAGGUUGUUCUUGCACACAAAGCUGUCCAACCCGCAUUUCCCACCAGAAAUUCAGGCUGAAACCACUCUCAUUAACUUCACCGUCACCAUGCGGGGACUGGAAGACCAGUUGCUCAACCUCGUCGUCCGAAAAGAGAGGCCAGACUUGGCGGACCUCGGCGAACAGCUGGUCGAGCAGCAAAACGGGUUCAAGAUCAAGAUGAAAGAGCUCGAGGAUAACAUCCUCUACAAGCUAGCCACAGCGGAAGGUGACAUCACGGAGGACGUCGAGCUCAUAGAAGGACUGGAGGAGACGAAACGAAUAGCAACUGACAUCGAGGCACGGUCAGCCUUGGCGAAAGAGACGCAGGUCAGCAUUCGGGUCACGAGCGAGAAGUACAGGCCGGUGGCGAACAGGUCGUCGCUGUUGUUCUUCCUCAUGAACGACCUCGUCAAGAUCCACUCCUACUAUAUCUAUUCGCUCGCGGCUUUCACAAAGGUGUUUUACCAGGGCAUUGAUAAGGUCAGCAAGGCGGUCGAUGAGCCGCCUCCACCCGACGACGACCCCUCCGUCGAUGGAGAGCCAAAGGCCGAGGGCGCGGAGGGCGAAGCUGGCGGGGAGGGCGGGGGUGACGGGGCGGCCGAUGCAGCCGAGGACUCGCCGACAAAGGAAGACGACGAUGCGGAAGAAGAAGAAGUAGAAAAAGUGGAGAUGACCGACGAGGAACUAGCAGCAAGGUGUGUCAUAUUGGUUGACGCGGUCACGACGACAGUGUUCAACUACGUUCGGCGAGGGCUCUUUGAGCGCGACAAGCUCACCGUGGCUACCAUGCUGACUCUCAAAAUCUUGGUGAACGACGGUAUCCUCGGCCAGGAAGAGGUCGACUACCUCGUCAUGUCAAAGGCGUCCAUGGAUCCAGGAAACAUGGGCCCUCUAGGAGAAUGGCUUCCGGAAACCAUCUGGCCUAAGCUCAAGUCCUUGGAGAGGAUCAAGCGCUUCCAAAAUAUCGGAGAUGCCAUGCAGUCCGACUCUGAUGACUGGCAGGCGUGGUUCGACGAUGAGAAAGCCGAUCAGGCCAAACUGCCCGGAGAGUUCGAAAAGUCGUUGAAUGCAUUCGACAGACUGAUCCUGCUGAGAGCGAUGCGUCCGGACCGCGUGUCCACUGCUUUGGCCAAGUGGAUUGGGCAGACAAUGGGAACGAACUAUGUCCUGCAACAGCCUUACAACAUGGCGGAGACGUAUAUAGAGACUUCUCCUGCGACCCCCAUGUUCUUCGUGCUCUUCCCCGGCGUUGACCCGACUCCAUGGGUGGAAAGCCUCGCCAGAACUCUGGACAUCACAACUGAGAAUGGAAAAUUCAUCAACAUAUCGAUGGGACAAGGACAGGAGAAACCGGCGGAGGGUGUUGUUGAGAGGUUCGCGAGGGACGGUGGGUGGGUCUUGCUUCAAAACUGUCACUUGAUGCAGAGCUGGGUCCCCAGCCUAGAGCGUUUGCUUGAGAUUGUGCAGCAGGGAGCACACGACACCUUCCGGUGCUUCAUCUCCGCGGAGCCCCCCCCGAUGGCCAGCAUGAAAAACAUGCCUGAGAGCCUUAUGCAAUCAUGCAUCAAGGUUGCGAACGAGGCUCCUGCGGACAUCAAAUCGAAUUUGACCCGAGCGUGGGCUAACUUCAACCAGGAGAAGAUCGAUGGCUGCAACAAGCCGACCGAAUACAAGGCGUGUCUGUUCAGCUUAUGCUGGUUCCACUCCAUCGUGCUAGGCCGACGAAGAUUCGGGCCGCAGGGUUGGUCUCGGCCGUACUCGUUUAACACUGGCGACCUCACCAUAUGCGCCAAUGUCCUGGGUUCAUACCUGAAUGACAACCCUCAAGUACCUUGGGACGAUCUGCGCUACAUUUUCGGAGAGAUCAUGUACGGUGGGCACAUCACCGACCCUUGGGAUCGUCGAACAAACAACGUCUACUUGGAGGUGCUCUUCACCGAGGGUCUGUUCUCCGCCAUGGAGUUGGGUCCAGGCUUCAAGGCACCAGACCCGAACGUCUACGAUUUCCAGGGGUUCCUCGACUACACAGACAAGGAGCUACCCGCCGAAAGUCCCCCCCAGUUCGGGCUCCACCCCAACGCCGAGAUCGGAUACUUGACCAACAGCUGCGAAAGCCUAUUCAAAGCUAUUCUCAACAUCGCAGGCGCCAGCGGUGGAGGUGGUGGCAGUAGCGAUUCGAUCAUCAAAGAUACUAUGGCUGAUCUCCUGGAGCGGCUUCCUGACAACUUUGAGAUGAUCACCAUGCAGCUCCGCGCCAAACCUCUGCUCGAAGGGGAGUCGGGACCGUUCGUCGUCGUGGCGUUGCAGGAGUGUUCGCGCAUGAACGCGCUCUUGACGGAGAUCCGAAGAUCGUUAGUGGAGUUAGACAAGGGCUUGAAGGGACAGCUUAACAUGUCGCAGAGUAUGGAGGACCUUGCAACAGCGUUUGGCCUCAACGAAUGGCCAGGCCGGAACCCGUUUGCACAGUGCGCGUGGGAGAAACUGGCCUGGCCUUCCAAGAAGAAUUUGCUGAGCGAGUUCAUAGACAUGCUCAGGCGCAUCGCGCAGCUUGUCGCGUGGUCGGAAGAUCUAGUGACGCCGCAGUGCGUCUGGCUCCCGGGAUUGUUCAACCCCACGGCCUACCUCACAGCCGUCAUGCAGGUCACCGCUCGCAGCACCGGGUCUCCACUGGACAAGAUGACGACGGAAACACACAUCAGCACAUUCAUGGAGCCGCAAGAGGUAGACUACUAUCCCCAGGACGGAGCAUUUGUCAGCGGGCUCUACAUUGAGGGAGCUAGGUGGGCAACUGGGGAGGAGGCAGGAGACCCGGAGGUGAUUACCGGUACGCCGUGUGCAGGCAACCUGGUUGACAGCCGCUUGAAGGAGCUCUUGCCGGCUCUACCUGUCGUUUACGUCAAGGCAGUUCCAGUUCAGUCUUCGUGGGAGCCAUCAGCCGUGGGAUACAUUCGCCACGAUCCCAAGAUUUACGAGGCACCCGUAUACAUCACAAGCUUCAGAGGACCCACGUAUGUCUUCCUUGCAACCCUCAAGACAGAAGACCCCGUCAGCAAAUGGACUCUGACGGGCACUGCGGUUCUACUGCAAACGGAUGAUUGA
Messenger RNA from Ectocarpus siliculosus, 11748 nucleotides. Lineage: Eukaryota; Phaeophyceae; Ectocarpales; Ectocarpaceae. The record is from the annotation of a GenBank genome assembly.